UUUUUCGAGACAGGGUUUCUCUGUGUAGCUUUGCGCCUUCCCUGGAACUCACUUGGUAGCCCAGGCUGGCCUCGAACUCACAAAGAUCCGCCUGGCUCUGCCUCCCGAGUGCUGGGAUUAAAGGCGUGCGCCACCACCGCCCGGCUGAAAUUUUAAAAAAAUAAAAAAGGAAAGGAAUCCUUAGAGCUGCAGAAAGCAUCUUGAAAGCCAGAGGCAGCCUGGGAUAUUGGAAGGGGCCUCAUAGAGGGAUAUAUAGGGGCAGCUCUCCUGCAUGCCCUUUCCAUCCCCUCCCCCUCUGGAUUUUUCCAGUUCCUAGAGCCUCAUUGACAUGUAAACGAGGUACCCCUAUAAAGGCAAUGCAGCCUACUGUCUGUGCAGACAUCACAAAAUGGGCACUGAGCCCACAUCCAGGGGCAGCCCCAGUGGUCCAGCCAGCCGCUUCCGAAAGGUUUGGGGUCCUGAAGGGUAUGGGAUGAGAACUCCUGGGGUGGGAACCCCUGGGCUGGAGGGAGUGGAGGCCUGGAAAGCUGGGGCCUUCCUCUAAAAACUACUGGCUGGCCUGCAGAUCUCCAAGCCUCUGAUGGAGAAGAAGCGCCGGGCACGCAUCAACAUGUCCCUGGAGCAGCUCAAGUCUCUUCUGGAGAGACACUACUCGCAUCAGGUAAGACAGGAGAGGAGGGGAGCCAGAGGUCCAGCCCUUCCCCAGUCUGCCUGUUAAAAGUGUCUUACUACGGCUCGGCAGAUACGGAAACGGAAGUUGGAAAAGGCUGACAUCCUGGAGCUGAGUGUCAAGUACAUGAAAAGCCUUCAGAAUUCAUUGCAAGGUAUGAAGUAAGGACUUGAAGAGCUGCAAUGCAAUACUGGGAGGGAUGUGUGGGAGCUAGCCAUGGGGUCUUGGGGUAGGCACCUGGGAAGCUGAGGCAGGAGGAUGGAGAGUUGGAGAGUAGUCUGAGCUACUGAGUAGAGAGGAAAGCUGAAGUGAACCGCGAGGUGAGAAGGGUCCAUCACCUAGCUGGGGUGGAUGUGGGGAAGAGCAGCUAAGGCCUGUCUGGACUGGCUGUGGCGUUGCAGCCUUAGUGUGAGCAUAGGUCUGCCCCACCCGGGAGUCUUCUCCCUAGUCCUUAUGCUUCUCCCCUCCCUUUAUCCUCCACGUCUCUUCUCUUCUAUCCCCUCCUCUCCUCCCUUCCCUUCUCCAGGACUCUGGCCAGUACCCAGUGGGGUCGACUACCCGUCUGGCUUCCAGGGCUGCUUGCCCGGCGUGAGCCAGCGGCUUCGGCGCGGAGAGGAUGGCAGCGGCCUGCGCUGCCCCCUGGUGCUGGAGCGCAGGGCCGGCAGCACCACGGACAGCGCCAGCCCGCAGGCGGUCUCUGUUCUCAGCCCCUGCCUCCCGGCCAACUGGGCCCCUGCUUCCGCUGCAGGUGGCUCCCAGUCCCCGCUGUCCCCGCUCCCUCUCCCUAGAGGACUCCCUGAGUCCUCCACCGGCGUUCCAGCACCACAACCAGUGUCGAACUGCCAGACCGAGAGCCCGAGACCCGGGCUUGGGGUGUGGCGGCCCUGGUGAGGCCUAGGCAAGGAUUCAGACUCAAGACACCUUCCCCCCAACCCCCCGCCCCAUCACCCGCCGUCUAGUCUGGGGACACAGAAACUAUU
Messenger RNA from Peromyscus californicus insignis, 1650 nucleotides. RefSeq names its product hes family bHLH transcription factor 3 (gene Hes3). The record is from RefSeq and is a predicted model, not a curated record. Bases 1022 to 1561 code for a protein of 179 amino acids. The transcript has a single exon. NCBI's taxonomy places the organism in Eukaryota, Metazoa, Chordata, Mammalia, Rodentia, Cricetidae.